This is a messenger RNA of Salvia miltiorrhiza (redroot sage), 435 nucleotides long. Lineage: Eukaryota; Viridiplantae; Streptophyta; Magnoliopsida; Lamiales; Lamiaceae. The record is from the annotation of a RefSeq genome assembly.
AUGGCUACCUAUGGAAGAAAUCCUCACUCCAUCUCCAUCACUAAACCCUUCCAAUCAUUUGUAGAGAGAAUCACUUUAUGGAAAGGUUGGAUUGCUUACUUCAUCAUUCUCAUCAUUGCUUACUUGAUAAUCAUCAUCAUACUAGGCAUUGGUGUGAUCGCUUACUAUAAGUUAUACACCUACAGCGGAGGUAUGCACACAGAUAUCUACUCUUUCGAAUUGACUACUCUCAAGUCUAAGAUCGAGGGAAUAAGCUUUAACGAACACGAAUACGGUUUCAGAUCGGGUAAAGAGGAAGCUUUCAAGGAUAUACCAGAGGGUGACUAUGGAAGGAUCAAUAAGAAAACCAUCGCUUUGAGAAAGGAAGAAGAAAGUUCCUCAACCUCAUCUGCAGCCGCCCUCGUAGUCUCAUCAAAGGGAGGUUUUUCUAUCUGA